Messenger RNA from Electrophorus electricus (electric eel), 2702 nucleotides. Its product is annotated as NFU1 iron-sulfur cluster scaffold homolog, mitochondrial. The record is from RefSeq and is a predicted model, not a curated record. NCBI's taxonomy places the organism in Eukaryota, Metazoa, Chordata, Actinopteri, Gymnotiformes, Gymnotidae. Gene Ontology annotation, molecular function: iron ion binding; iron-sulfur cluster binding. Gene Ontology annotation, biological process: iron-sulfur cluster assembly. Gene Ontology annotation, cellular component: mitochondrion.
AUGGCGGCGCAUGUGAGAUGGAAUCUGUUGCAACUUUUACGGUUACAGAUAUCUUCGCAACAAAUUAGGUUUUCAGUCAAAGAGAGGAGUCAGUCCUACUCCAUGUGCUUGGCUAAAAAGCACAGAUUUCAGCACCAACAGCCAACUGACAAAUCAUUCUUAGUGCGAUGGCUGUCAGUUUUGACAGAAGAUACACCAAAUCCCUGCAGUUUGAAGUUUCUUCCUGGAAAGCCUGUGGUGGGGAAAGGAACUUUAGAUUUCCCGACUUCUAGUUCUGCUGAGUGUUCAUCUUUAGCAAGCAGAAAUCUUUUUCAGAUCAAAGGGGUAAAGAGAGUGUUUUUUGGUCCAGAUUUUAUCACACUUACUAAGAUGGAUGAUGAUAUGCAGUGGACAGACAUUAAACACCAUGCAAUUGAAAUCAUCACUAAAUUCUUUGAGGAUGGAGAACCUGUCACAACUGGAGUGACGAAUCCAGAGAGUAGUGUCUUGGAGGAGGAUGAUGACAUUGUCUCAAUGAUUAAAGAGCUUUUAGACACUCGAAUCAGGCCCACUGUACAGGAAGAUGGCGGUGAUGUCAUCUUUAAGGGCUUUGUUGAAGGCACAGUGAAGCUGAAACUGGUUGGCUCUUGCACGGGUUGUCCCAGCUCCUCGGUUACACUGAAAAACGGUAUUCAGAACAUGUUGCAAUUCUACAUACCAGAAGUAGAUGAUGUGGAGCAGGUAGAAGAUGAAGUACAUGAAAUCAGCAUGAAGGUCUUCUCGGAACUGGAGCAGAAAUUACAAGACUCAUGAGCCCAUACUAUGUGUGUGUUGUCUUCACAUUGCCAGUGUCUAGCAGAGUAAAAAUUAGGAUUGUCACAUCUUAAAAUAAUUAUAACAUACUUUGAGCAGGCAUACAAAGUAGCGUGAUAAUUAUAUUACAGCCAUCUGAAAUGCAUUUAGACCGCUAGGUAUAUUUUACCUUUGCUGUAAAAUCUUGUUUCUCAAGUGUUUUAAUCCUUCAACCAGUAAAUCAAUAGAAAAGUCACCUGAGAAAACUGAAUAUAUAUAAACAAAAUAAAUUCCAAAUUACAAAAUAAUUUUUAAAUAUGCAGAUUAAAAUAAAACACCUUAAAUAAUCAUAAUUCACAUAUAAAUUGCCUUGUAAAAGUAUUCAGCCCCCUUAAAGAUUUGUCUGAAUUAGAAAUGAUACCUUGAUUUGUUGUGCUAUGUCAUAUUGUUUUAAAAAAAUAUCCCUCAUGUCCCUCAAAUUAAAGUGAUAUUGGUUUUAUGUAAGAAAUUGUUGUGACCGUUACAAUUUCAAUUACUAAUUGAAAAUUCUUAAUGCCUUAAUAUUCAGUCCCAGUGCUGUGAAAGCUCCAUGGUUGCACAUAUAAAUUAUUGUCAUAAAGAGCACUCAGUUGGUUUUCAAUUGGCUUCUAUCUAUGAAUAAUUAAAACGGUGGUUCCACCAAAUACUGGUCUCAAAGGUUGAAAUUCUUAUGCAAGUUUAGUUCAGCAAAUCACAUGACAAAUAAUUAUAACUGAAGAUUUUUGGCAGGGAAGACCUGUGACAUUUGUAAGACAGGAAUUUAAUUGCUUUUAAGGGAUUUGCAAGCACUAUAAAUGGUAAGGAUAUUGACUGGUAAAUGUGAUGGGUUUGCUUGUAUUCAGGGGAGAUUUGUUGUAGUAUACUAAAGAAGAACAUGCAAAAUUGUUCACUUCAGGGUGCAGCUUGAUUAAACAUUGUUAAAUGUUUCAUUUAGCAUUGCAAUUAUUUUGAACAUUCAGGUCUUAUUUUAGGCUAAUGUAAUAGUUCAGCUGUAUAAAAUAAUCCAAACUCAUUUGAGUAAUAAUUGGUGUUUGUUUAAGCGCAAAACAUAUAUAAACAUCUUAAAGUCCUUGUUAAAUACAUUUUCUCCACCUCCUGCAUUAUAUAGGAGUCUUUAAAACAUUUAGUAUGAAUACUCAGCCUGGAGUUUUCAUUUUAGAUUUAAUUUUCAUUUUACCCAAUAUAAUUUAUUUGAAAUGUAAUUUUAUUCAGUCUAGAAAUUGACAUUUAAUGUGAAUAUAUUUCAUAAUUACCAAAUAUUGCAUUGCUGACAGUGCAGCCAGAACUGCUGCACUGCCAAGUGGUUGUAAAUAUGCUGUGGGAAUAGAGCCAUCUUUUCAAUCAACAAUGCAAAUUAUCCACUGAAAAUCAAAAGAGCACUGAAUAUCGAAAAAGCAAUUAAGAUAUAUCUUAAAGUUUGUUUCAAGCAAUUCAUAAUUAAGGUAUAUAUUGUACUUCAUCAGUAAGUUCAAUAUUGUAACUAUUUAACAAAAAAUUAAGGCUUAAUUUCCAAACCACCAAUAUUUAUUUUGUUACAUUUGAAUACAAGUGUGCAUGUUAUCCAGUAGAAGGAUUUCAGGGAUAUAGCAAGAUGUUUUGGUAAAUAUGAACUCUUUAGACCAGAUUUCUUUCAGGUAUUAAAUUACCAUUUUACAUGUUUAUGUCUGCAAGAUUAUUUACAACAGAUUAAGAUGCUAUAGGUUUGACAGAAAGCUUUUGGUUUAGUUUAGAAAAAGUCUGAAUAGUGAUAAGCCUGGAAAAAAAGUGUCUUAAAUUGUUUAAUAUUAAGUUCUUGUCUGUUUAGUGUAGGGUAGAAUUUGAGAAUCACACUGGAGUGGAUAUUUCAUCAAAUAUCUGAGUUUGGAAUUCAAUUAAAUAAUGCAAAAUAAGAA